Messenger RNA from Pistacia vera, 459 nucleotides. RefSeq lists its product as uncharacterized. The coding region runs from base 1 to 459 and encodes 152 amino acids. The transcript has a single exon. NCBI's taxonomy places the organism in Eukaryota, Viridiplantae, Streptophyta, Magnoliopsida, Sapindales, Anacardiaceae. The record is from RefSeq and is a predicted model, not a curated record.
AUGUUCACUGUCUCAAUACCCCGAGCACUGAAGGAAGCUUGCAUGUGCAAGAGUUUUGGUUCAAGCUUAUUCGGUCCAACACUCCAGUGGUACACAAAUCUCCCGAACGGUUCCAUUGACUCAUUCGCUCAGCUCACUGACAACUUUGUGGAGCAGUUCGCCAGCAGCAAGAAACUCGAGAAGUUGUCGGUCGAUCUAUAUAGAGUAUACCAGAGGAGGGGAGAGCCAUUGAGAGAGUAUGUCAGCAGAUUCAACAAAGAGAAGAUUUCCAUCCUUUCCUGUACCCUUGAGACAACCGUAGACGCCUUCAAAAAAUGUCUCCUCCCAGAUGGUGAACUAUACAAAGAACUGACGAAGCUAGGUUGCACCACGAUGGAAGACGCCUUGGCCAGAGCAAUGAUUCGAAUAAGGUGGGAGGAAGAUGAGAUGAAUCAGGCAAUUCAUGCCAGGUAUGACUGA